AUGUGGCUGACUGUUAUUCACUCGACUGUUGGCCGAUAUCCCACUCCCAGGGAUCAGGUCGACAAAGAAGAAGAUGUGUCUGAAUACCAGACAACACUUCAGCCUCAAGUGAUAUUAGUGGCCACUCAUCGGAAUUCAGUUCACGUCGAGCCCAUCACUAGGGAUCAGAUUAUUAAAGAAUCGUUUGACAAAAUCCACUCCAGUUUAGAGGGAAAGACGUAUAAAAAUCAUUUAAAUGAUAACUACUUAGCGUUAGAUUGCGAUGAGAUGUCUUACGACGAGCCGAUACUUCUGCACGAACUGAGAACUAAUAUCGAGAAGAUUGUGGUGAAGGAAAGGCUGGUGAGUCUGGACAUACCGGCGCCGUGGAUGGAGUUCGAGCAGAUCAUCGAGAAGUUGAAGCAAAGGGGCAUUUAUUUCGCGGACAUCAAUCAAUUGCAUGAAUUCGCGUGCAGUCGUAUCGACGCGUUCCAGUCGUACGACGCGCUGAACGCCGCGCUUCACUUCUACCACAAUCAGGGAAAGGUGUUCUGUCUCGACCACAUCGGCUACUUCUCACUCUUCGACUCACAGAACGCUUACGACUGCGGAGUCAUUAUAUUAGACCCGAAUUGGUUUCUUCAAUGCGUUUACAAACUCUGCUCUUUUGUCAAAGAAGUUCCCGACGACGACAACGCACAGUACGGUCUUCUCAGCGAAAACCUUAUUAACAAGGUUUGGGAGGAAUACACAGAACAAAAGUUUAUUCUUUUGGGAUGUCUUGAAAAAUUGGAUAUUAUUUUUGAGUUGCGGCCAUACAUUCAGAUAGAGGACGCACCCGAUGUGACGGCCAACACAUCUGUGCCCAAAUUGUAUUUCUUUCCGUGGAUCACAAAAGCAGUUCCCGAUACGGAUCCCCCAAAUGCACAAACAAGCGACUCAUUUCAGGACUCGUCCUUUCAAUUAGUUAUUGAUUUUAAUCAUCUGCCAGUUGGUUUAUUUUCACGACUACUGGUAAGACUUAGUCGUUGGUCAUGGAAUCAGGGAUGGGGUCGAAGGCCUGAGAUGUAUAAUUCUGAAGGAAGAAUAGCCGUUGACUUCGAUCACGACAUUCUGUUGAAAAUUUGCUUAAAAUAUAACAGAAUUUUUCUUAUGAUUAUUAAAAUAUUCGAUGAGUUACAGACGGAUCAGAUCGAGAACUUCCUCAUCGGUCCGACGGCUAAUGUCUGCGUUAAGGUUCAGCAUUUGAUUGAAACAGAAUUGGAAACUCUUCGCAAUUCAUUCUACCGGCGCCUCAAUUUUAAACUAGUGGUUCCCUGUCCUUGUGAUGUGACGUGUGAACCCCAUAAGAUUGACGGAUGCAAUGACAUCGAGUGUCUCCACUUUCUACCACUUAAUGAAUGCCUCACUAAAAAAGUGGUUGAGUGUAAAUACAGUAGACAAGUGAGAACUAUAUUCAUUCAACGCUAUUUCCCACACGUGCCCUUUAAUUCUGGUCCGGAAGAAUCAAACAAUUCUGUGUCUAAUGGGAACCGAGAGAAUGGUUGGGACCAUAUAUUCCAAGUGGAACCGGUUUGGAUGAGAGAAGCCGCCAAACUAUUGGCUCCCAAUCAUCCAAAUAAAGAUUGGAUGGCUUUAGCUAAACGUCUCGGUUAUAGUGAACGAGAUGUCACAAAGUUUGUGGAAGAUAUCGCUCCCUGUCUGGCACUACUCCGGGAUUGGUAUGAAACCAAUGGUCGGACCCGUUAUUGUGUUGAUGUUCUUCUGUCGUGUUUGCGAAUGAUAUCGAGGGAAGACAUCGCAGCUCUUAUUGAAUACGAUUUAGAGCCAGAAGGGUCUGCACCGCCUGUUUUUAUCAGUUAUCAAAGGGAUUCACAGGACCAGGUCUCAGAAUUGCGUCAAAAGUUGGAGCUAGCUGGAUUCCCAUGUUGGAUGGAUACCAGGUCUAUGGGCGCCGGGGAUUCAUUAUAUGGAAAGAUCUACGAUGGCAUCAGUAGAGCUAAAGUUGUUUUAUGUUGUCUGACUCCACGAUACGCGGCAUCGCCGAUGUGUAGCCGUGAAGUGACUUUAGCUGAUGUUUUACACAAACCUAUUUUGCCCAUUAUUAUUGAGAUGACUCCGUGGCCACCGCCCGGGGCUAUGGCUGUCAUUAUGAGUUCAAUC
Molecule: messenger RNA, 2142 nt
Organism: Medioppia subpectinata
Lineage: Eukaryota; Metazoa; Arthropoda; Arachnida; Sarcoptiformes; Oppiidae
Source: the annotation of a GenBank genome assembly